This is a messenger RNA of Rhinocladiella mackenziei CBS 650.93, 1518 nucleotides long. RefSeq lists its product as uncharacterized. The transcript is spliced from 3 exons. Lineage: Eukaryota; Fungi; Ascomycota; Eurotiomycetes; Chaetothyriales; Herpotrichiellaceae. The coding region runs from base 1 to 1518 and encodes 505 amino acids. The record is from RefSeq and is a predicted model, not a curated record.
AUGUGUAUAUUGUACCCAGUGUUCCGCCGUAAUCAAACUGCGGCCUUUAUGGCACCGUCCCGAAUCCCACAGUGCGCAUGGGUUCCAAGCUUACUGUACAAUAUACUCACGGUCGAACGAGGUGCUACAGUCAUCUCUUUCGCAGAGAAAUCGCCUCACGCGGCCCCCCUGCCACACCAGAACACGAGGUUAUUGAAUUGCCCAUCGGCGGCGAUACGACCUCAUGCGUCUGUACGAAGUCCAAUAGGCCCGCGAAAUGUGCUCAUUCAUCUCCCUCCUGGACCUUCGAUCGGGGUAGUAGCCCCCUCAUCCAUCGACCGUCUAUCCUAUUUGCAUACCCUUCUUCCUCCGGAGACGUCACUGGUCACGAUCAACUACCGACUGGGCCAGAAUGGAGAAUCUACCGAUUCGUCCCAAGAUAACUCUUGCUUUCCAGUCCCCAUUCACGAUGUGUCAACUGCUUGGAGCUACCUGACCUCUUCGACAUCCCCAUUCAACGCAGAUCAAGACGGAGAACCAAAGAUAUGCCUUUUGGGCAGCCACAUCGGUGGCGCAUUGGCGACAAUGCUAGCAUUGACCGAGCCCAAUCGUAUCCAUGCCUUGGCCGUGGUUGCGCCGAUGGUAGAUUGGGUUGGACUGGAUGAGGUGGUGGAACCGCCUCGCGCGACGGACACAUCACAUACACCACGACAGAGGCAGAAACAUAAGAUCGCCGCACGAUUUGGUGCCAACAAUCAAUCUGUCAUCGCCGCCGCGGAGGCCUUGAUCCGGUUGCGGGCAAAACUAUUUUCAACUCCGUCGUCAUACUUCGAUCCCUGUGCGAGUCCUCUGCUGUUUCUACGCGCCCCGGGCAGAGAUACUCCGUUCGAGAACACGGUUGGCGACCAGGGGGUGAGUGUGAUGGGCUUGGAUCAAGUUCAAGGCGGGGAUGCCGAAUGCUAUUCCGACGGCUACUGGGAUCAAUCGGCUUCUUCAGCGAGCUCGCCCUCUUCGACUACAACGACGGAAUCGUCGGAGCAAUCUCUCUCAUCCACUCCCUCCGCAGUCAGUAACUCUGAUAGCACUGUAGCGUCGGAUAGAUUGACACCAUCUUCCUCGAGAGAACCCAGACCCCCACCACGUCGUCGUAAGGUCCUCUGUCGCUGGCCUUCAGUGGGACGACCAGAAUCCGUGAGGCUGCCGUAUGUGAAAAUCUUCAUAUCCGGCCAACGGGAGGCCGGGACCGUGUCUGAGCCGCCGUCUGUCUCCGACGAUGCGGAAGCGGUGGAUCUGAUUCAGGGUCAAGCGGCCUUGAUGCGCGCUCAAGGCAGCGAGCUUGCUGAGCUGAUGCGACGAGCAUGUUUCUUCGGCCGAGAGAAAGGGCUAGCGGAGGAGAGAGUGCAUUUGUCCGAGCAGGUCUCUCCCGGCACGAACACGGACGAGACUAUAUCUCACACCGCAGUGGAUCAGCAGACCGCACAAACAAUGAUGCAGGAGAAUGCUACCCGGUGGGUAGGGGAGAUUUUCGCACGCGAGUGA